GAGAAGAUAUUGAAGAAAAAAAUUGUGAACAAGAGAUAACAGUGUACAGAUAAAGUGCAAAGUUGGAAGAGCUUUAUUCAUUUGAAUUUCUAAACGAUUCAAGACAUUGAUCGAUAAAAAGGAAUAGGGUUUAAUUUUUGGAUCUGUCAAGAGGAAAUUAGAAAUUGAAAUAAUAUUGAGGCUGAAUAAUAUACGCGAAGGUGGAAAGGAUUGCUGAUAUUUUCCUCGAGAAGAACGACGUCGUUUUCGUUGGUGAACAGAAAUGGCGUCGGCGGCAGCGGAGUUGGUGGUGGAGAGGGAAUUGGAAUCGAGAAUCGAGAUGGCAGAUACGAAUCGAACGUUCGUGGGCGCCCAAGGGCUGGUCAAGAUGGCGUUGGACCAGUACACGGAAAUCCUUACCACGGUUUCCGAUCCACGGGUCAGUGACUGGCCCUUGAUGGACUCGCCGAUACCAACGUUUCUCAUCGUCCUUCUCUAUUUGUAUGGAGUGACGAUACUGGGUCCACGCGUGAUGGCGAAUAGGAAACCGUUCAAGCUGAGGGGGACCUUGCUCGCGUACAAUGCGUUCCAAGUGAUCUUCUCGUUGGGGAUGCUCUACGAGCACUUGAUGUCCGGUUGGUUAUUAGACUACAGUUACAAGUGUCAACCGGUCGAUUACUCUCAUAAUCCGUCCGCGCUACGAAUGGCUAAUUUAUGUUGGUGGUACUUCAUCAGCAAAUUCACGGAAUUCGCUGACACGAUAUUUUUCGUUUUGCGCAAGAAGGAGAGCCAGGUGACAUUUUUGCAUCUGUAUCAUCACUCACUAACUCCUCUGGAGACAUGGAUCUGCGUGAAAUUCAUUCCUGGGGGACAUGGUACUUUGGGAAACCUUAUAAAUAACGCGGUGCAUGUAAUAAUGUACCUUUACUACAUGGUAUCUGCUAUGGGACCGGAAUAUCAAAAAUACUUAUGGUGGAAGAAACAUCUCACUACCGUACAAUUGGUACAAUUCUUUCUGGUGUUCGUACAUAGCGCCCAAGCUUUGGUAUUCGAUUGCGGUUAUCCAAAACUAGUAGCGGCACUUUUACUGCUUCAUUCAACAAUCUUCUUCAUCCUUUUCUCAGAUUUCUAUCGACGAGCGUACAAUAACGACAGAACGAUGAAGGAACUGAAGAACGAUUAAACACGAUGGACAUUAUUAUCCCAAAUUUACCUCCGAUACAUUUCAACACAUCGAUCUUUUGAUCACGCAUAUAUGUUCGAUUAUCACGAAUCGAUUAUAAAAAAAAUUUUCAAAUUUUUGUAAAUUAUUAUUUAAUUAUUGUUAAAAUUUUGUAUCCUCAAAAAAUAUAAAAAAAAUUUUCGUAUUUUUUUUUUUGCAAAAGAAUAUAAAUAAAUAUAAUAUAAAUAAUAUAAAAAAAAUAUAAGAAAAUAUUUAAGAAAGAUCGAUUCAUGAAUUCGACCAUUUGAAAGAUCGAAGUGAUUAUUCGAUCGGAGUAGAGCUUAUAGAUUCCUUCCGUAUGGAAGAAGAUUAUAUAUUUUACAUAUUAUCUUAUAUCCUCCGCAGGAUAUCUCAGGUCUCGCGAAAAGCUCAGACCAGGGCUUUCAAAGCACUUAUUUUUAAGAAAAUUUUGACCGAUUAUGUAUUCAAGGUUAUCAUUGAAAUUUAUAUUUUUGUUAAGAAGAAUGAAUUAAAGUUUUCACUAAAAACAAUCAAGUUUAAUUCGUUUUAUAAUACGUAUUCAUAUGAAAAAGUAAGUAUAUGAAAAUGAAAAAAUAUAUAUAUAUAUAAUUCGAUACAUUGAUCGGUCCUUAGUGUCGUUAAUUUACUUUAAUGCACUUUUUACUUAUCGUCGGAUUUGUAAUUAAGAUUUACUGUAAAUAUAUAAUUAGUUUUAGUAAGCACCGCAAGAUGUCAUUAUUACAGUUUUAUUUAAUAUA
Messenger RNA from Apis dorsata (giant honeybee), 1920 nucleotides. RefSeq names its product elongation of very long chain fatty acids protein AAEL008004-like. Lineage: Eukaryota; Metazoa; Arthropoda; Insecta; Hymenoptera; Apidae. The transcript has 6 exons. Gene Ontology annotation, biological process: very long-chain fatty acid biosynthetic process; fatty acid elongation, saturated fatty acid; fatty acid elongation, monounsaturated fatty acid. Bases 263 to 1162 code for a protein of 299 amino acids. Gene Ontology annotation, molecular function: fatty acid elongase activity. Gene Ontology annotation, cellular component: endoplasmic reticulum membrane. The record is from RefSeq and is a predicted model, not a curated record.